This is a messenger RNA of Sphaeroforma arctica JP610, 2664 nucleotides long. RefSeq lists its product as hypothetical. Gene Ontology annotation, molecular function: serine-type peptidase activity. Gene Ontology annotation, biological process: proteolysis. The record is from RefSeq and is a predicted model, not a curated record. The transcript is spliced from 14 exons. The coding region runs from base 162 to 2420 and encodes 752 amino acids. NCBI's taxonomy places the organism in Eukaryota, Ichthyosporea, Ichthyophonida.
CAAUAAUGACCACGGGGUUUUCCAACAUGACUUAUUUUCAAAUCACUAUUAAAAAAAAUACCCAUAAAUGUACCUAUUGCUGUAGGUGUUCACACUUGUUGUCUGAUCGGCAUUGAUUUAUUGAUUGUUGUCUCUGCCAAUACUUUGAUAUCAGUUUGAAUAUGGUUAAAACUAAAGCCCCGUAUGGGUCCUGGACAUCCCCGGUCACUAGUAAGUUGGUUACCGAGAGUGGGGUCAGUCUCGGUGAUUUACAAUUGGACUUAAAUAGCAGUCACAGUACAAGUACAGGACCCGAGUUGGCCUAUUGGGUAGAGAGACGCACCGACGGACGGUCUACUAUAUGCAGCAGUGCUGGAGGGCAGGAAGUAACGGAUUGGACAAUUCCGGCACACAGCGUUGCCUCCAAGGUGCACGAGUACGGCGGUGGCGCCUUCUUAGUCUACAAUGGGACCGUAUACUAUGUAAACAAGGAUGACCAGUACAUGUACAUGCAGUCUGCCCCUCUCGAGGAGCCUGUACUUCUGGGAUCCCAUGGAAGAUACGCAGACGGUAGUGUCGAUCUCAAACGGGGGAAUGUGUUCUGUGUGCACGAGGACCAUGCUGCCGGCGAAGGAGAAGGUCCGGCAAAAUUCACCAACAAUCCCAUCACAUCGAUUGUCAGUCUGGAUGUGAAGUCUAAAACUCAGAAGAUUGCUGUGACUGGUGCAGACUUCUAUGGAUCGCCGAGAGUGUCCCCGGAUGGGAAGCAACUGGCGUGGGUGCAGUGGAACCACCCAAAUAUGCCGUGGACGAGCACUGAGCUGUGGACCGGCAACCUGUCCUCCGAUGGUUUGACGGUUCAGCAAGGCUCUCAGAACCGAGUGGCCGGUGGCAACGGUGUCAGCGUGCUGGGUCCCCAAUGGGCGAACGAUGGGUCGCUAUUCUGGUUGAGUGACGAAAGCGGUUACUAUCAUCUGUACUACGGCGACCAGUGGAGUGGGUUGGAAGGGGACGGCGAUACCAAUGUAAUCACAGAGUUGAUGACUACGGAUUGCGCCAGGGCGGCGUGGCAAUUUGGUCACGAUCACUUUGCUAUAUCCACUAAUAACAAAUACAUUGUACUGGCUACGAAUGAUCCCGCGAAAGGGGAUAGUCUCAUGUUCCUGAAGCGAGGUGAUUUGGGAACGCAACCACAGAUCAUUAAGAGCCCAUGGACUACGAUCUACGGCAUGAAACUCUCGCCGUCUGCAAAGUUAUACCUACACGCCGGCCACCAGUCUCAUCCAGAGUCGCUAGUCAUGCUAGAUUUAGUGGCGGGUGGCUUCACAUCGGCAAAGGCCACUGCUACGCCAUCAUCGAUGAAGGCUGUCACAGAAUCACCGCAGAAGAGCUAUGGAAGUCGCUUAUUCGGAUUCUACGAAAGGAAAGUGAAUCAGUUACUAGACACUGUCGAUUCCUAUACGGAAGGUGGUGUACAAGAUGCCAUACAGGCUGUGGCUCAGGGGACUGAUGUGCUGGUGGAUACCUGGUAUGGCGACACUUCAAAGGUACUUCGAAAAUCAUUAGAUAUCAAGAUCGGAGAUGGGUACGUCUGCAGAGCGAGGCAUUUUACUUUCCACGCGCAUGGACGCGAAGCAUACGCAUAUUACUAUGCUCCAACAAAUGAGGACUUCGAGCCAAUGGAUGGUGAGCUGCCGCCCUUGCUGGUUAAGUGCCACGGUGGACCCACUCAACAGACAAACUCAGUUAUCGAUCCCAAUAUUUUGUACUGGACAUCAAGGGGUGUGGCUAUUGUCGAUGUAAAUUAUAGCGGAAGUACGGGGUAUGGUAAGAAAUACAGAGACCGACUGGCAAAGACCUGGGGAAUAGCCGAGGUAGAUGAUGUUUGUGCGGCUGCAGAGUACUUAGUUAGUAAAGGACGGGCAGAUCCUAACAGACUAAUGAUCGACGGACGAAGUGCAGGCGGUUACACCACGCUUGCGUGCUUAACAUUUAAAGACACUUUCAAGGCCGGCUGCAGUAAAUACGGAGUGUCAGACCUUUCCGUUCUUGCAAAGGAAACACACAAGUUCGAGAGCCGGUAUCUUGAUUAUUUAAUUGGGCCCCUCCCGGAGGCGCAGAAGGAAUACUAUGAGCGAUCACCAUGUAACAGCGUCGACAAGCUGAACUGUCCGAUGAUUAUCCUACAGGGAACGGCAGACAAAGUGGUGCCUGUGAGCCAAGCGACUAUAAUGUACGAGGCGGUCAAGGCCAAAGGGAUGCCUGUUAGUUUGGUGAUGUUCGAGGGAGAGGGGCAUGGAUUUAUUAAACAGGAGAACGUCGAGUUGGCUUUGGAUGGCGAGUUCUAUUUCUACUCUCAGAUUUUCGACUGGUCCUUGCCAAAAGACUUCCCCACGAAUGUUGCCGACAAAGUGAUAAUUGAACAAGAAGUCGUCGUAUGAGGUUUGUUGCCGGAUCAAAUAGCUGGUCCAGCAGUGUAGUCGGAUUGCAACAGGACAAUACCUUCGUGUGGAUGUACAUGGGCGUUAUUAUCUUAGGUAGAGCUUAUACUGAUCUGGCAGUCUAGAAUAAAGGCGUCAAACCUCUCCAUGGACGAACGCAUGUGCAAUCCUAAACAUAUCUAGAUCGAUGCGGAUAGAGCUGGACUCUAGUCCCAUUAAAGACAGCAAUCAAAAAUUUGCGUGA